GAUGAACGUCGAUUUCAUAGAAUGUAUAGCAUUCCCCCAAAAACUGACAGUAGGAAUUUUGGGUGGUAUAGUGAGCUAACAUCAUCAUCAUCUCAAUAUCAACAACUUAAACUAUUGAAAGACGUGACCUCUGUUCCAGUUGAAGGAUUUUUCUUUUGUGAUCCUGAUCGUAAUAAUAAUGAUGACAAUUAUAUCUCCAUUGGGAUCCAGAGAGAGCGGAUCUCUGUGCUUAUCAAAAGAAGCUCAAUGGCAGACCUAGACAUGGUAAAGCAACAUUCACUCUAGAGAUUUUA
Geodia barretti is the source of this 293-nucleotide messenger RNA. NCBI's taxonomy places the organism in Eukaryota, Metazoa, Porifera, Demospongiae, Tetractinellida, Geodiidae. The record is from the annotation of a GenBank genome assembly.